Molecule: messenger RNA, 2022 nt
Organism: Scomber scombrus (Atlantic mackerel)
Lineage: Eukaryota; Metazoa; Chordata; Actinopteri; Scombriformes; Scombridae
Product: filensin
Exons: 8
Coding region: 1-2022 (673 amino acids)
Biological process (GO): lens fiber cell development
Cellular component (GO): cytoplasm; intermediate filament
Molecular function (GO): structural constituent of eye lens
Source: RefSeq, a predicted model, not a curated record
AUGUUCAAGACCACCUACCUGCGUGAGGUGCGCAAGGAAAAGUAUGAGCGCUCAGAUGUCUUUGAUGAGGAACCUGAGGACUGCGAAAGCUCUGCAGGCAUCUCAGCCAUCCAGGGCUGGGAGAGCCUUCAGGAGCUCAACAGUCGCUUUGCCCGGUACAUCAACCGGGCACGAGUCCUGGAGCAGCGCAACGCCGUGUUCCGCAAGCAGCUGGAGACUCUGCAGCGAAUGGAAGAGGCCAGUGGCCUAGAGGAGGCCUUCACAGAGCAGAUUGAUGUCAACAGACAGCGCAUCCGAGAGCUGUGCUCCGACCACUCGAAGCUGGAGCGAGAGCUGAAGGAUGCUUGCUCUAUGCUGGAUGAAUUCACCAGCAAAUACAGAAAUGAAUGUGAUUAUCAAGAGCAGCUGCGGUGCACGCUGGAACAGUUAAAUAAGGAGGCCGACAGUGCUCUGCUGAGAAACCUUGAGUAUCAAAUCCAGUCACAGUUCCUGCAGGAUGACAUUAAUUCCACCAGAGAUAGACACAAGAAGAACCUUGCAGAGAUCCAGACCUAUGUAAACAUUUUGCAGCAAAUCAACCAGACACUUCCCCUUGCUCCCAAUGUGUCAGUGGGCAUCUCUGAGGAACAGGAGAAGCUGCUGGCCCAGAGGAAGGUGCCAGGACUGCAGAGUCAGCUGGAGGAAUAUAAGAGCGCCCUCUGUCAGCUGCAGGCCCAGAAACAACGUCUACAGACUGAGACUGCAAUGUUGGAGCAAACCAUCAAAAGCACACAAGAGUGUUACGAUGAUGAGAUCCAGAUGUACAACGAGCAAAUUGAAUCUCUGCGGAAGGAAAUUGAGGAAGCUGAGAGGUCCCUCGAGAAGUUCACCAGUGAAUGUCGCCACCUGGCCAUGUAUCAGACAUCCUUGGAGAAUGAGCUGGAGAGGUACAAGAGGAUCAUCGAGAACGAAGACAACAGGUUGAAUUCAGCGAUAAUUGGCACUCCCAUUACCCUGUUCACCACUAAUUACCGCUACACUCACACACCCUCUGCAUCAAGCAGGGGUAGAGAUAUCACCCAGGCUAUCCAAGACAUCACCAGCAUCAAGCCGCGCCAAAAGAUCUUGGCCAAGAAGGUCCUGAAGAAGAAAGAGCUGACCCCAAAAGAUGUGAUUGACAGUGGCCAAGAGGAUAGAAAUGGAGGAGUUGCUGGAGAUGCUCCAGAUGAAGAAACAAGGGUGAUCCCUUCUGAGGGAAUGCAGGAGGACAUGGUGAAGAGAACAGAGCAGAGACCUUUGCUCACUGGAGUGUCUCCACAGGAUGUCCCAGACGGAGCUCAAAUCAGCAAAGCCUUUGACACUCUCUGUAACAUCGUCAGAGAUCGAAUGAGGAAGUACAAAAAGCCUGAGCCAAUAGCUGACUUCUACACAAAGGGUCGUUAUGUCCUUGUCACUGGGGAUGGAAGCUACCCCCAUCCCUGCUUCUACACCUCCACCCCAUCAGCUGGCCACAUCUUUGUCACUAUCAGAAACGGGAUGAUGCCUCCCUAUGACCCUAAUGGGCCCAGCAAGCCCACUCCUCUACCUCCCCAGCCCAUGCCAGACCCCAGGCCUCUUAGUCCCACCCUGCCGUCUAAUGGAGGAGGAAAGGCAGAUCCCAAAGGAAAGGACAAUGGAGGCAAAGGCAAGCAGAAGAACGGAGACAUUCAACCUCAUCCUAAAGAUCCAAACCCAGUCCCUUCACCCCCUGGCCCCAAAGAUCCCACCCCAGCUGCUGAUCAACCCGCCGGUCCCAAGAAAAAGGAUGACAAUGGCCCUCGUGGGCCCACUCCAAAGGCUGCCCCUCGUGGUGCCAGCACCAGCUCCAGCUCCAGCUCCAGCACCAGCUCCAGCAGCUAUACCCCAGGCGCCAUGAGCUAUGAAAAAGUGGAGGUGGUAGAGUCUGUGGAGAAGUUCUCCAAUGACCGCAAGGUCAAAGGCUAUGAGGAGACUUCCAUGGUAGUGGAGACCAUGAUUGAGAAGUCCAGCAAGAAGAAACAUUGA